Molecule: messenger RNA, 3739 nt
Organism: Sinocyclocheilus grahami
Lineage: Eukaryota; Metazoa; Chordata; Actinopteri; Cypriniformes; Cyprinidae
Product: receptor-interacting serine/threonine-protein kinase 4-like
Exons: 8
Coding region: 182-2653 (823 amino acids)
Biological process (GO): protein phosphorylation
Cellular component (GO): nucleus
Molecular function (GO): ATP binding; protein kinase activity; protein binding
Source: RefSeq, a predicted model, not a curated record
AUGUCAUUAGGCUCCUCCCACCCCCUCACCUGAACAGAGGGGUAGGGCCAGACUGAACUCGUCUGUACAGACAGGGAAAAAAACAAGGAACCAUUCACAACCUGUUUGUCUUUGACGGAAAACCUUUUUAUGUGAAAAAGAGAAUCCAGAUUGCACAGGAUCGUAUUAAACAGCUUGAAAAAUGGACGUCCCAGAAAAUUCCCCAGGGAUUAUGGGACUUCUGAAAACUUUUGACGCUUCAGAGUUUGGGAGUUGGGAAAAGAUUGGCUCUGGUGGCUUCGGACAGGUGUACAAAGUACGACAUAUGCAAUGGAAAACAUGGUUGGCGAUCAAGUGCCCUCCUAGCCUUCAUUCAGAUGAAAAGGAACGUGCCGAACUUUUAGAGGAGGCCAAAAAGAUGGAGGCGGCUAAGUUCCGCUACGUCCUCCCCGUAUACGGCAUCUGCAGCGAUCCGCAGGGACUGGUGAUGGAAUACAUGGAGACGGGCUCUCUGGAAACUCUGCUGGCCUCGGAGCCGCUGCCCUGGGAGCUGCGUUUCCGUAUCAUCCACGAGACAUCAGUGGGGAUGAACUUUCUGCACUGCAUGAACCCGCCCCUCCUUCAUCUCGACCUUAAACCUGCCAACAUCCUGCUGGACGCACACUACCACAUCAAGAUUUCUGACUUCGGCCUGGCAAGGUGGAACGGCUUUGCCAGGAAUGACGAUAUUAGCCGUGAUGGGUUUUGUGGCACCAUCGCCUACCUUCCUCCAGAGAGAAUCAUAGAAAAAGACAGAAUCUCUGACACUAAACACGACGUGUACAGUUUUUCGAUUGUUAUCUGGGGAAUCCUUACUCAGAAGAAGCCAUAUCAAGGAGACAAUAACAUCCUGCACAUAAUGGUGAAGGUGGUGAAGGGCGUUCGUCCAGAUCUCAGCAUUAUUCCUCGCAGUCGUCCUCAGGCCUGCUCAGGCUUCCUGUCCCUUAUGCAGAAAUGCUGGGCACAUUCCCCCGAAGCCAGACCCAGUUUUCAAGAGAUCACUUCAGAGGCUGAGGAGUUGUGCACCAAACCUCAUGACGAGUCCAGAGCUUCCGUUUCUUCAGAAACAGACUGUUCCCCUUGCCCUGCCCCAGCCUCCAGUGAACAGACUAACAACCAAAAGCCGGUGAGGCCGAAGUCAGCCAUGUUACCUGAGAAAGACUACAGCCUGUCUGAGCUGCUGUGUCAGAUUGACUCGGGCUUGUCUCGCAGUUUUAGCAAUGUCAAAGAAGAGUCCCUUGAGAGCAAAGACAACACCAGCAAGAGACUGUCAGGAAUCUCCUCCGUGGACUCCGCUUUCUCAUCCCAAGGCUCGAUUACAUUGUCCUUUGAAAAAGAAAAUGCUGUGAAUGACUCCAGUGAGUUACAGAAGAAGAAGCUUUGUGAAGCCAUUCGCACUGAGGACAUUGCAAAGCUGAUGAAGAUCCUCCAACCACAAGAUGUUGACUUGCUCUUGGAGGGCAGCAGCAACCUGCUCCACCUCGCAGUGAGUCUGGCCAAUGAGGAAGCGGUUAAGUUUCUGCUACUUAGUAACUGCAACCCUAAUUUGCCCAAUAUUCAUGGAGCCACGCCCCUCCACCUGGCCGCCGAAAAGCGACUGAAAGGAGUGUCUGAGAUUCUCCUGAGCCGCAAGACAACAAAUGUCAACACCAAGGACGAGGACCAGUACACACCUCUACACUUUGCAGCCCAGAACGGCGACGAAGCCCUGUCCCGUUUACUCCUUGACCGCUGUGCUUCCAUUAACGAAAUAGACGCUCAGGGUCGCACGCCGACGCAUAUCGCCUGCCACCACGGACAGGAAAACGUGGUGAGGGUCUUGCUAAGUCGUGGAGCUGACGUCCAUGUGAAAGGUAAAGAUGACUGGACGGCGCUACAUCUGGCUGCCUGGAAAGGCCAUUUGGGAAUUGUGAAGCUCCUUGUUAAGCAGGCAGGUGCCGAUGUCGAUGGCCAGACGUCAGAUGGGCGCACUCCGCUCCAUCUAGCAUCUCAAAGGGGCCAGUACCGGGUGGCACGGAUCCUGGUGGAGCUCGGCGCUAACGUGCAUCUCACCUCUGAUGGCCUCCACACUCCGCUUCACGUGGCUGCAGAAACCGGCCACACCAGCACUUCAAGGUUGCUUGUGAAACACAGCGCCGAUAUCCACAGCCGGACAGCCAACGGCUGCACCGCCUUGCACCUGGCCGCGCAGAAAGGUCACCUACCGACGGUUAAAAUGCUUCUGAUGGAGGGUGCUGACCCUGAGAGCGCCGACCACGGCCUUCGCACGCCAUGUCACCUGGCUGCCGAGAGCGGCUACUGCGAGGUCCUCAAAGAGCUUCUGCAGAGCUGGCCCGACGUCGCCAACGCUCAAGAUCAGAAUGGGUUCACUCCGCUUCACCUGGCUGUACGCGGUGGCUACAAAGAUGCCAUCUGCGUCCUGCUCGAACGUGGAGCCGAUGCAGCGCCGCUGUCUCCACAGCCCAUCGGAGAACAUUCGCUAGACUACACAUCAGAAUCGGAGCCGGAGAGUCCAAAUCCUCUCACUCCAACAAAACUCCAGAGGAAAGUGGUCGUUCUGAAACUCACCACCCACAAAAACACUGACGGCACACUGAUCCCUGUAGACUCUCCGUGUGAAUCGGCACUUUGUUGAGGGUCCUACUGGGGUUUGACCUCAUGGACUUCAGGAACCCUUGCAGAUAUGCUCAUAGACACUUUCUCCCUCUUUUUAUCAUUCCUACAUUGUAAAAACUGACAGAUGAUGGACUUGUUAUCCAUUGGGAUUUAAUGUACAUAUUGUAAGUACUCAUUUAUCAGAAUAUUGACAGAUAUUUCCUCCAGGGUUUGGGCUCUCAUUGGCUUUCCUCCUUAAUAAUAGAGUUAUUUUGUGAUUGGAAAUGCAUUUAUGUGUGUAUGUAUAUAUAGGUACUGUAGAUAGAGCCUGGAUAUUGUACUUCAUUUCAUGUCACUUCACUUUUUUUUUGAUGUAUGUCUUUGAUUUCAUCGUUUUCUUCUUCUUCUUGUUACCAGAGUGCAGUGGUGAUUGAUGCAGUGCAAGCAACCCAUUGUUUAGACAUUUCUGUUGUAGCAUAUUAUUAGAAUAAGCUUACCCUAUAUCAGCUUAAUAUUGCACUUCAAAGCUAUAAUUUAAACAGAAAUGGCAAUGCUCUGAGGCCAAUUAUAUAAUUAAAAUGCUUUACUCAAAAAGAGAUGUGCAUUUAUAGAGCCAUUUGGCUCGUUCCAUGGGAAUGUGCCCUCAGGAGGAUCACAGGUGUGGGUAGACAUAUGGGGGGAGGGCUGUAUCCCAUGUACCCUCAUGUUCAGGCCAUUGGCUCAUUCCUAAGACCACUUUAUCUUUUCAUCGCUCUGUAAAACCACUGCACCGAGCCCUGUUUUAUGCCAAGGGGGGCGUAGCCGUCAUUACCCAUCACUGUCUGGAACAGACAGCCUCUUAAUUGCUAGGUCUUUAAACUGCUGUUGAACGCUGGGUCUUUUGGAUGUGAUUCUGUGUUGUCAUCUGUAUAAACGAAAUCUUCUGUAGCAAACCAGUCGGUAAUCCAACACCAACACCUUUUUCAGGUUUUACCUUGACUUUUGUAAUAAGUUGAUAUAGCUGCCUUGUCAUUUCCCUUUUGUACACAAAAAAGAUAUCUCUCAUUUAUCCAUAGUGUUUGCACAGUUUUAUAUUUUGCACACUUUUAUAUUUGAUGGAAAAUUAAAGUGCAUCACAUAUAUGAAA